GACAGAAAACAAAGACGGCAAAAAAAGGCUUCAGUCAACAAUGGAUUUGGGGAUGUUGGACAUCCCUGCCGAGUUGUCGGCGAGGUUUCGUAGGGCAACAGGGCAUCGACACCCGGAAAUAGUGACAGAGGUUGCAACGCCUCAAGUAAAAGCAACACACAACCUCACUUUGCCUCAGGAUGUUGACAGACACCCAUUCUCUCACUACGCCAAGUCCAAACUAAAGGCUACAUGGUGCCAACCUCAGGGAACUCCCCUCCAAAGAGCCUUGACACCCCUUGAACCAGAAGAUGCCUGCACUGCGGUGGAAAUUUAUAAACUGAUUAUGCGAUUCACAGGUGAGUCAGAACUCAGUGAAUCACAGGAGCAGUUGUUGGGAAACUACAUCAUUGAGAAAGGACAGAGCCAACCUGCCUUGAGGGACGAGAUCCUGGUCCAGUUGAUCUACCACACAUGGGGCCUGAGUGAAGAACAGCAUAACCUGCAAAGCUGGCUCCUGCUCACUUGCUGCCUCUGUGCCUUUUCUCCAUCACCAGAAUUGGAAAAACCCCUGCUAAAAUAUGUCUCUGACCACGCACCCAUGGAGUACCGUUCACUGUGCCAACAAAAGCUGCUGAUAUCUAUGCAACUUCCAGGCCCCACAUCUCGUAUUUAUCCCCCAACUCAGCUGGAAUGGAUCACCAACAAAAGAAAAGGCACAAUGCUUGUAGAUGUGUAUGCAUUCAACGAAGAAAAGCUCACAAUUGAAGUGGAGUCCUGGACCACAGGAGAAAAGUUGGCCUCAUGGCUUCUGCAUGCCAGAGGUGUGACAGAGGCAACAGAGGGAUGGUCUGUGUCUCUUCUGGCUGACGAUGUGUGGUCUGAUUUGGCUGGAUCAGACUUUGUCAUGGAUCUGCUGGCUGGCGCUGAGGCAGAAGUACUGCAACCAGGCUCAUCGACCAAUUCUGUUUACCUCUUCGGUGGCCAGGAUGUCCGGACCCCAAUUACAGAUCUUGAUGACUUUAUUCCGCCAGCACCUGUCAUUGAAGCUCCAGGAGUUUCUCAUCUCUAUCCUCAGGGAGGCCAGCGUCAACAUAUGGAUCAAUAUGUUGAUGACUUGUAUGACCUGGACCAAGGACAAUCGGAUGAGGAAAGAGUAGCUGUGCUCAACCGCAGAAUGAGAGGUGGAGGAGGCAUUGGACCCAUGCACCCUGGUUUAUACAGCUCUGGUAUGCCAACCUUAAUGUCAGGUUAUCCAAUGGGAAUGCCAGCGAGCCCUUCAUUGCCAAACUACGGUACAAUGCCCAUGAUCCCAAAUAUGCCACCCAUGCACACUAUGCCAGGCAUGAUGAUGCCCGGGUCUCAUGUUCCCUCAGUCCCUGACCCCAUGCAGUUGGCAGCCACACAGCAAGCCCUCAUCAACCAACAGGCUCUGGUUAUGGCUCAGCAGAUGACUAUGCAGGCAAUGACUCUGUCCCGGCAGCAGACACAAGAGCAGCAAAGGUUGAGGGAGCAGGAGAGGAAGCAGGAAAAUCAGCAGAGACAUGCACUCAUACCUUCCACCCAGCAAUCUCAACCUGCGGGCCAAACUAAACCACUUUUGCCGAAGCCACAGGAAGUGGAUUCACAUAAUCGAGAUAACCUGCAGUCUUUUAGAGAUAAAAGGCAAUACUUCGACAAUAUUAGUCAGUCCAAUCUUCAGACUUCUCCUUCUACCCCAUACAAACAGCAGCACCCUGGGCCAUCAGUACAUCCGUCUCCUUCUUCUUCUACCCCAUACAAACAGCAGCACCCUGGGACAUCAGUACAUCCAUCUCCUUCUUCUUCUACCCCAUACAAACAGCAGCACCCUGGGCCAUCAGUACGUCCGUCCCCUCCUCCGGUAGCCCCUAAACCAAAGGGUGCUAUAGUAAAGGAGUUCCCUUCUCCUAAGAGCAAAACAGAAAGUCCAACCACAGCUCCCAUCUCUGAACCAACCUCCAACAUUCGGGAAAUCAUCAAAAAAUUCAAUAGUCGACCUCCAGUAGAACCCCAAAACUUUGAACCUGUUAGAGCACCCGCAAGGCAAUUUGUGAAGAAGUUAGAUCCCAAAGAAGAGGCUCUUGCCAAACUCCGAAAAAAAGCACCAGUGCCUCAACAAAAGAAACAGUGGGUGAUGUCUCCACCCAUGGAAAAGCAAUCUCCCCCACGCAUUCCAUCCCCACAGUCAUCUACCACGACAACUCGUGUCAUCUCCAAUAACAUGAGGCAGAAGCAGCGCUCCCUGGAAGAUUUGUUUAGCUCACAGCGCUAUGAGCAAAUUACACCGCCUACACCUGAUUCUCCUUCACCUUCACCUUCACCUGAACUUGACAUCAUCCCUGACCCACCAACCAUGCAUGCACCAUCUCUGAGUACGAUGCCAGAUGAGGAGAACUGUCACUCUCAACUUUGUCAUCAUUUCCCUGAUGUUUACUUAUCUUACAACAAAAGGCCUGGAAAACUCUUCCUGCGCAAAGAGGUGUUUUACCCUAAAGACAUGUUCAACCAACCCUUCAUCCUCAAUCUUUUAUAUGAGCAGAUCACGAUGGACACCUACUCUGAUAAUUGUGUGAGAAUAAACAGAGAAGAAAGAAGGAAGAUGAAAGAUCUGCUCGCUAAUCUUAACGUGGGUACGAUGAGCAACAUUCUGGAUGACGCCAUGAAGAAAAAGAUUGUCAUUGCUGCUCGAGACAAUUGGGAAAACUACUUUUCACGCCUAUUCCCUGUUAAGACAAACAACAGUGACGCUCAAAUUCUGGGUGUAUGUCAUCGUGGAAUUCGUCUCCUGAAGAUGGUUGCAGCAUCAGGAAUCAAUCCAAAGCAUCUCUGCCUACUUCGAAACUACAGCUUUGCAGAGUUGCUGUCGGUUGAACUCCGUGGCACAAACCAAGUGCAACUGGAGCUGACAAAUGAAAACAUACAGUUGCACUCUUCCAGAGCUCCUCAAAUAAUUGACAUGGUUCAAUUCUUUCUCAAAGAGAUUGUGAAGAAUUCUGGCCACGUGGUUGCCCUAAAGAGCUUUGUAACAGAUGACAAGAGCUUGCUUAGCUUCAGCAAAGGUGAUGUUAUCAAAUUACUACCAAUGGAGGGACUCCAAGCAGGUUGGCGUUUUGGCUCAAUGGGAGGACGCUCUGGUCUUUUCCCAGAUGAUCUAACCCAGCCAUCUGCUGCAUUGGACUACCAUUCCAUCCAAUUGGAUCAAAGAGAUGAUCGGCGGAAAAGCAUGAGAGGGCCAAAAGCUUCCAGUCAACAGAAAGAAACUCUGGUUGCAAUUGACAAGCAAAUUGACACUCAGUGGACUACCGAAGAUGUCUCGUCCCAAAGAACAGCACAAACAUUCAUCCAGGAGGAAUCUCAAGAGUUACAAAGGCUUGAUCUUGAGUGGCAGAGAGAUGACUCAUCCCAGAGGUCACUAGAGAAGCCCAUCCAGGAAUUACCUCAAGACAGAGGGAUCCAGAUGUCAGCCAUGGCCGAGUUUGCCAUGAAAUUCUUUAGAACGGAAAACAAAGGCUGGGAAUCAAGAGGCAGGACUUUAGAGGCUUCCGAGGCAGUUCAAUUCACAAAGGUGCCCAUUCAAGAGUCUCUAAUUCUCUUCAAUGACCUUGAGAGCAGUGAUUUAUCAGUCCAGUGCUUUAGCAAUGUGAUGCAGCUCAUGGGUGAUACAGACAUGAAAAAGCAUACCACCCAAACAGAUUGUCUAAGUCACAUCUUGCUGCUAGGGAAGGAAAGAGAACUGCUGAGAGAUGAAAUCUACUGUCAGGUUAUCAAGCAAACCUCCAACAACCAGAAUGAAUCCAGCUGCACUCUUGGCUGGCGUCUACUCAACCUGAUUGCUGGGUUCUUCCCUUGUUCUGGUAAUCUAACACCCUAUAUUACACGCCAUCUGGAUGACAUCGCUAUGGAUCCUGAUCAUCAUUACCGAGAGCUGGCAUCUGUGUGUAAGGAUAACCUUCAGCGAUCUCUUAAAUUUGGUGGUCGCCGUAACAUCCCUUCACAAAUUGAGGUGGAGGCCAACCUGGCUGGCAAAUCCUCACAGCUCAUUUCUGUUCAGCUGCCGGGACAGGUGGAAUUCCCUAUCAAGAUACAUAACUUCAGUAUGGCAGCAGAUGUGGUAAAUGAAUUCUGCCAAGAAAUGAGUAUCUCUAAUAUCUCAGAAAUGAAAGAAUUCUCCAUUUCCGCCAACCGCCAGCAAGAUGGAAUGGUGCGCCCUCUUCAUCCCAGUGAGUACGUGAUGGACUUUUUAUUCGAUGAUAGCUCCAUCUUCUUGACGUUGAGGAGGGUUAUGUGGCGAAUCCCUUUGUGCUUCAACAAUGAUUUAUAUGUGGACUUUCACUAUCAACAGCUAAAGGGUGACUACUUGAAUGGACUUCUCCAGCUCACUCCUGAUGGGUCAUCAUCAAUCCAGCUGAUUGCAGAGCUCUCAGUCCUGCAGCACCUUUCCCAGGGACAAAAAAUACAGCUUUCACCGUUGGAAAUACAGAAAUACUUGCCUGUUCAAGAGGGGCAGAACACAAGUAUGGACGAGAUCCACUCUUUUUGUUCAACCAAAAUGGAAGCCAUGAAGGAUCUCAGCCCACUCAAUGCCAAAAUACAAUUUAUUGUGCUUCUGACUGGCCAACAUCUGUUUGGCUCCAAUAAUUACUUGGCACAAAAAGUCAGCCAGCGUGUAUGCCCUUCCCCUUGCAUGAUCAGUGUCAACCAUGAUGGAGUGCUAUUUCUUCAUCCAAAAAAACAGGAAAAAGUGUUUCUAAUUCCUCUCACAGAUGUUCAGUCCAUGCGCACUGUACGACCCAAAUCUGCAGGAAAACUACCAUCGAUAGAGAUCACAUAUGGCAGACCGAGUCAAAAAAUAACUAUUCAUCUCAAACAGGCCAAAGAGCUGUGUCACACCCUCGCUAUAAUAAUGGAAGAGUUAAUCUAUCCCUCGGUCAACGGCUCCAUCUGAAAUCUUCAAGAGUAGACACACUGUACUUUCUUUAAGCAAAUGAAAUUGUUCCUCUUUUCAAUACCUUUAUCUUAAAGUUAACAGAUUGACUUACAGUAUACUGUAAAUGUUCCAGUUUUGCAUGAAAAUUCUGACGUCAGAGUUGAACAAAUCAUCUUUUUUUAAAAAUUAACAAUUGUGUAAGAUAGGUAAAUAAGAGUGAUUAAAGUUAAUUUUGAGUAAAUAUGCCAAAUGUAUCACAGAAGUCCAGGGAAUGACAAAACCUUGAAAUUCUUUUUAUAAUUCCCUGUACACCAUUUUAGACUGAUGCUGUUCGACCCUGGCCAAAAACGAUGCAUGGAUUGAACGCUGUUCAUGCAACAAAUUACAAUUUAAGGUGUGUGUGUGCGUGCGUGCGUGCGUGCGUGCGUGCGUGUGUGUGUGUGUGCGUGUGUGUGUGUGUGUGUGUGUGUG
Syngnathus typhle (broad-nosed pipefish) is the source of this 5398-nucleotide messenger RNA. RefSeq names its product myosin XVB (gene myo15b). Gene Ontology annotation, cellular component: cytoskeleton. The transcript is spliced from 42 exons. Gene Ontology annotation, molecular function: protein binding. Bases 41 to 4945 code for a protein of 1634 amino acids. The record is from RefSeq and is a predicted model, not a curated record. Lineage: Eukaryota; Metazoa; Chordata; Actinopteri; Syngnathiformes; Syngnathidae.